UUGCAGUCGCUCAUUAUCUGCCGCCAUAGAGGGGUUCGGCCAUAACGCGGAUGACGCCACAAUUCAGAGGCUAGAAACAGGAGAGUCUUCGCAGAAACGACGUCGAAUCGACUUCGGUAAAGAUCUUGCCGUCGAGCACGUGGCUGGCGAACCAAGUGAUGUGCCGACCACCGAGACAGUAGCAAAACUGCCAAAGUCGCUAAAAAUCCAGCCGCCCCGAAGGUCAGAAAACCCCGGGCCGAAAAGGUGGCAAAACCACCGAAAACCCCCAAGCCAAAGAAACCAAAGACCAAAGCGAUGACCAUCACUGACCUGGUGACUUCUGCCUUCCGACCUUUGGCUGAGGAAACUGCCGAAGCCGGUACAGUCUCGUCUUUCUUCACACCUCGCCUGGAGCCCGCAAAUCCGGAUGUAAGUGACGCACAACAGAGCGCUUCAACAAUUGAGCCUGCCAAAACCAAGACGCCACGCGUGCCCCUGAAGGUCAUUGAUCCGCAUCAGACUAUCGCCAGAAAGGUCAAGCCAAGCAGCGCUGUCAAACCCAAGAAGCGAAAACCCAAGGUCAAGUCCAACGAAGACGAUCACACACCCGAGCUUCUCGUCCCCGAAAUGGCACGUGCAAUUGAGAAAUCACAAGGGUUUUUGUUCGGCACUUCAAGUCAACUCGCGGCAGAAGAAUCUCCUUCCUUCAUUCGGGAUAUGCAGAUGGCCAUUGAACAGUCCGAGGCUUUUCUGCCGCCAUCUUUGCACACAUCUCGCACAGGGACACUGCUCCAACGUAUUCGUGCUGCAGGCCACUCUCCGGAGAAGGCACCUCGUGGCAUGUGGCGCGAAGCAGCUAGGGACCGGGAAGGUGGGUUGCAAGCCUGUGGGCGACGGCGUCGAGUCAAGGGCUCGUUCGCUCCCCGCGCUACUGAGCCAGUCGCCGAAUCAGUUGGGUUGGGUGAUGAUAUUCCGCAUGCCGAAGCUCAAGUCACUGCCCCAAGGCUCAAUCCCCAAGAUGAUAGUGCAGUUGAGCCAUGCCGACAAUUGCCAGAGGUCUCCGUCCAAUGCGCUGAUAUUGCGGGCGUUCAAGCGCUUUGCGACAGUACCUCUGAUCUGCUAGCUGCUCGUGAGGUUCCGUUGGCAGUCGUACCUGAUGAUGCGAUGGACGCCGGAGUGAUCGCACCAGAAUCUGUGUCUUCCAAUCGUCUAAAGGAUCCGCCUAUCUCGGAUGACUGGAUGUUGUUGUCGAGUGAUCCCACUGUCGAAGAGGAACCAGCCACAAUAAUAAGUGCAGACCGUGAUCAAAAUGAUAAUUCCGAGGAACAAAUUCGCGCUUCCCAAAUGAGCCAGCCGAGACGAUUGCCCUGGGUGCAAGAUGCCGAGCAUAUUAUAGCUACGGGAUCGCAGAACACGUCUGGUUUGUCGAGAGAACCAUUACGGAACCUAGAUCGCAAUCAGCCGGUAAUUGCAGUAGGUCUGGAAAACGCCGAAUCAUCCUCCGCUCCGACGACGAAGCCCAGAGGAAGGCCGAAAAAGAGUGAGGUCUCAACUACGUCGACAACCCGAAGAGGUAGACUUAAGAAGGGCGCUGCUGCGACCAUAUCAACAGCAGAAGCGAUGCCUCCUUUGAAAACGGCUUCCUCUCAGCCCGAGAGGCCCGUUGCAUCGCAAUGGAUGGUCAUCGACGAGAUCUCCGAUUCGGACGUACCAGUCACACCCUCUCCACCUCGCCUGCGGAGAACCGUCUCAUCGCCUCCAACGAUUAUUCCCUUACCGCUCAGUCUUCCGAGCUCACCUCGGCGAGCAGAAGUCCCAACACUCCUCCAUCCCAUAUUGAAUGCGACAGAUGCUGCGUGGCCUAGCGUGCGCGAGUCGCUCUUCCCGAAGAUCACCAAACUUGUCAAGAGCACGCCCCCUAGUACGGAGAUGAAUAUGCCCACGUGGCAUGAGAAAAUGCUUUUGUUUGAUCCUAUUGUGCUGGAAGAUCUCACUGCUUGGCUCACGGAACAGGGACUGAGAUAUGAACUCCAUCGACCGAAGCCUAAGGCGAAGACAAAGGUGGCGAAGAGCUCCAAGAAGGCUACUGAAGACAUUGAACCCGAGCCUGAUGCAAAUUCGAAUUUGGAAAUUGUUCAGGAAGAAGUGAAGCCAUGGAUGGUGCAGCGGUGGUGCGAAGAGAAAAGUAUCUGCUGUUUGUGGAAGGAAGGUUUACGCGGUGGAGUCAAGGUGAAGUACUGAACCCUCCCUUGUGUACACAAACGACAAACGAAGUGAUGAUUGAAAUAACGAUUAAGAUCCUGUAUAUCGAACGA
This is a messenger RNA of Dissoconium aciculare CBS 342.82, 2297 nucleotides long. RefSeq lists its product as uncharacterized. Gene Ontology annotation, cellular component: nucleus; Slx1-Slx4 complex. Gene Ontology annotation, biological process: DNA replication; DNA repair. The record is from RefSeq and is a predicted model, not a curated record. The transcript has 3 exons. Lineage: Eukaryota; Fungi; Ascomycota; Dothideomycetes; Mycosphaerellales; Dissoconiaceae. Bases 298 to 2223 code for a protein of 641 amino acids.